CCGGAGCGCACCCAUUUGAGAGGCGAGGAGGAGGAGGAGGAGGCGGCGGGUUGACCUCUGACCCCUGACCCCGAGCCGGACCCCGCGGAGAGCAGGACCCUUUCGCCCACCCCAGCAUCCCCAUUCGUCCCUCUCCGCCCGUCCACUCGGGGGGUGUCCACUGGGGUGUCCAUGGCGCGCCGAGCGGGAGUCGGGGGCUGGGCCGGGUCUGGGGCCUGGGUUUGGCCGCCCCCUCCUCCUCCUUCAUCUUCCCCUUCUCCUUCUCCUCCUCCCCCUCCUCCUCCUCCUCUGCUGCUGGUCCUGCUGGUCCUGCUGGUCCUGUCCGGCCAGGCGGCCGCCUGGUACAAGCACGUGGCCAGCCCUCGCUACCACACCGUGGGCCGCGCCUCUGGCCUGCUCAUGGGCAUCCGCCGCUCGCCCUACCUCUGGCGCAGGGCCCUGGGGGCCCCGCUCCAGGACACCUGGGGAGGGGCCGGGGACCCCUGGGCCCGGACCGGGCCGCGGAGACGCCGGACACUGAGCCCCCCCGGGGACGGAGCCUGCGGACCAAGCUGGGGGACAUCGGGACGCCAGAACGGGGACCCGGGCCCGAGGGCCCUGCGGGCCGGACAGCCAGAGUCUGCGGAGACCUGGCUCCGGCGGUGCCCCCCAAGCCUGUCGUCCUCUUUGAGGCCCCGGACCCGCUCCCGACAAGCCCUUCUCUUGUGAUGCUCCUUCCUCCAACUUCUCCUCCUCCAGCAGCCCUCGGGGAUUGAGGCUCGGCAGGCCGCCCCCCCCCCCCCCCCAUCUUGCUCCGCUCCGGAACCCCCCAGAGUCGGAUCAGCCCCCGCUCCCUCAUCCCGCACAGCCCCCCCAGGGGCUCCCCUCCCGCCGGCGGGCAGAGAAGACCUUCAUCCGGGGCUCUUUCGGUCAUGUCUGGGCUUCUCGCGACGCGCGUAUCUGGCCGUGCUGAGUUUGUGCGUUUACGGGACUCCACGCUCAUUAAAUCACCCAUGAUUCAAACGAG
Messenger RNA from Ornithorhynchus anatinus (platypus), 1006 nucleotides. It is a transcript of the gene NPW, whose product is annotated as neuropeptide W. Gene Ontology annotation, molecular function: G protein-coupled receptor binding. The record is from RefSeq and is a predicted model, not a curated record. NCBI's taxonomy places the organism in Eukaryota, Metazoa, Chordata, Mammalia, Monotremata, Ornithorhynchidae. The transcript has 2 exons. Bases 172 to 708 code for a protein of 178 amino acids. Gene Ontology annotation, biological process: G protein-coupled receptor signaling pathway; feeding behavior.